Messenger RNA from Salvia splendens (bonfire salvia), 2805 nucleotides. RefSeq lists its product as uncharacterized. Lineage: Eukaryota; Viridiplantae; Streptophyta; Magnoliopsida; Lamiales; Lamiaceae. The coding region runs from base 1 to 2805 and encodes 934 amino acids. Gene Ontology annotation, molecular function: RNA-DNA hybrid ribonuclease activity; nucleic acid binding. The transcript has 3 exons. The record is from RefSeq and is a predicted model, not a curated record.
AUGGAUCUCGUUCGGGGAGAUUGGAUGCAACCGACGGAAUCCGGAGGCCUACUCAAUUUCCAAAUCAAACUUGCACGGCUUAAGAGAACCCUAAAGGUAUGGAACAAGGAGACCUUUGGGAACAUCCAUCUAAACCUCAGGGAUAUGGAAGUGAAAAUCGCAACGGCCCAAAGCAAUUUCGAGGAAAGGCCAACCCCGGAGAACAGGACAGAGAUCAAUAGAUGCAUCGCCGAGUACAUUCGACUACUCAAAAUGGAGGAGGACUUCUGGCGCCAAAAGGCUACUCUAAGAUGGCUAGGGGAGGGCGACAAGAACACGAAAUUCUACCAAAGUUGGGUGAAACAAAAGAGGAUCCGCACGCGCAUCCACAAGAUCAAUGUGGGUGGCCGGGAGAUCUCGGACGAAAUGGAGAUUAGAAGUUCGGCAGUGGAGUUCUUCCAAGAUCUACUGGCCCCGGGGCCUAUCAUUUUGUCCGAGCCAGACCUUGAUUUGAUUCAUCAACUCCCACCCUUGGCUGAAGUGGCUGCACUACCCGAGACACCAUCCGCAGAGGAAGUCAAAAAUGCUGUUUUUGAUAUCUACGGGGACAGUGCCCCAGGGCCGGAUGGUUUCACGGCCUUGUUCUACCAGGCUUGUUGGGCGACGGUUGGGCCGGACGUGGUGGCGGCUAUCGGCCAAGUUUUCGGGGGCGCCUACCUCCCACGUAGCGUCACGGCCACAAGCAUUGUUCUCAUUCCAAAAAAGCCUGUGCCGGAAUCGUGGAGCGACUACCGCCCUAUUAGCUUGUGCAACGUCGUCAACAAGAUUAUCACAAAGAUUAUGUCGAAGAGAAUGACUGGGCUCCUCCCUAUGAUUAUCUCGCCAAACCAGAGUGGAUUUGUGAAGGGACGGCUCCUUAACGAUAAUGUCCUUUUGGCACAGGAGAUGUUCCACGAGCUCUCGAGAUGUGGGUCGGCUCCUAAUGUCGCGGUUAAAAUCGAUAUGGCCAAGGCCUAUGACCGGGUCCAAUGGACAUUCCUCCUGAAAGUGUUACACCGGAUGGGUUUCCCGGCCCCGUGGGUCUCCCUGAUUGAGAGAUGUGUGGGAUCCUGCUGGUUCUCGGUGCUGGUCAAUGGUGCCCCCUCCGGUUUCUUUAAGUCCACCCGAGGCCUCAGACAGGGAGAUCCAAUUUCUCCGACCCUUUUUGUGAUUGCAGCUGACUACCUCUCAAGGGAACUAGACAGGCUCAUUUUGAGAAAGAAAGAGAUGAUUUUCAGAGCCUCUCGCCACUGCAUGGAAAUAAGCCACCUUGCCUACGCCGACGACAUUGUGAUUUUCACACAAGCAGCGGAGGGCCCUCUUAGGCGUUUGCGGACUUGCCUGGAAAAUUAUGCCAGGGUCUCCGGGCAGCAGAUCAACUUGGCAAAAAGCAACUUUUACAUUGCCGAACAACAUGAAGGAUGCGCCAUCACUAUUCAAAAUGAAGGAGGCUUCACACGAGAGAGAAAAAAGACGCAUUGGAUUGGGUGGGAUCAGAUCUGCCUCCCCACCUCUGAAGGGGGUCUCGGCAUCCGUAAGACCAAAGAAGUCCUCCGGGCCUUCAGUAUCAAACUUUGGUGGAGGUUCCGGGAGCAAAAUUCCCUUUGGGCUAGGUACAUGAAGGCCACGUAUUGCCACAAAAACUCUCCCCUUGCGGCCUCUCCUUCGGGGAGAAACAGCCCGACAUGGAAGCGGCUAAUGAAAGUGAGAAAUCAAGCGAACCCGAAUAUUAGAUGGGUGAUCGGCCAGGGCGAUGCCUACUUUUGGGAUGACAUUUGGCUUGGGGAAUACCCCCUUCGCGAGCUCUGCCUUGACGAUAGAGGCACCCCUUCGACCAAGGUUUCGGAAUACAUUGGGGGUGAAACAUGGGAUGAGAUUAAGCUACGGCAACUUCACAACCAGGCUGGAAUGCCUCAAGAGAUUAUCACACAAAUCCUUGAUACCCCAAUAGUUGCGGGAGAACCGGAUGUCCCCCGAUGGAAACUCUCUCGGCUCGGGGAGUUCUCGCUCGCGACGACUUGGGAGACAAUACGCUCACAAAGACCAAGCAUUCAAGGCCUCGAUGACAUUUGGAAGGCUGGACUUACAAAAUCUAUUGCGAUCUUCAAUUGGCGACUUUUGUCAAACAGGAUACCGGUUCACAUGUUCAUCUACAACAACAUGGCCAACGGACACAUCAAGCCGAAACAUUGGAAGGGAGUAAAAAUCGGAAUGAGCCUUCCGAACCACCCCGAGACAAGGGGGCCGAGACCGUUAGUUAUGCCGGUUAAGUGGCAUCCCCCGGAACGCACAUGGAUCAAGCUUAACACGGAUGGGGCGUUCUCUGAGGCAACAAACAUGGGCGGCGGAGGGGGUCUGGUUCGGGACCACAAUGGGAAGCUGCUUGUAGCUUUUGCAACCCCACUCGCCGCUCACUCGGCUCUUGAGGCCGAGCUUAUGGCCAUUCACCAUGGGUUGGAGGUAGCAAAGGGGUUCAACCUACCCAUUUGGGUUGAAGCAGAUGCGGAACAAGCCAUUAAGUUGCUCAAUGGCUCGGCUUGGGGCCCGGCACAAGUUCGCCGCGUAAUGGCCCGGCUACAUGGCUUUAAGCGUAGACAUACCGUCAGGGCCACUUUCAUCCCUAGGGAGGGCAACAAGGCGGCCGAUUUGCUCGCCAAAAUGGGAGCGGAACAAGAUCAUUUCCAACAAAUGUCCUCACAAAAUGUUCCAGCAACAAUUAGAGCCAUCAUCCGGAUGGACGAAAUGGGAGUCCCCAAUCUUCGGGUGAGAGAUGAUGAGCGAGAGUAG